GGCAAAAGGUUUCAGCCGCCUCCCAACUCCCUCCCUGUCCUUGUUCAAAAGAGAAACUUGCAUGCUUGAACUGUUCCCCCGCAGAGACCGGGAGAGGGCUGCCGCGGGAGGGGAGAGGGCUGGGGUGCUGAAGAGGACCCCAGAGUACGCUCCAGCUCUCCCGAGGCGGGCUGAGGAGAGGCGAUCGAUCGCUGGAACUGCCGCAGGGGACAAGGUUGCUGGCGUCACAGGCGGGCUUUUGGGACACCCUGAAAGUGACUCCAGCUGGCGGAAGAAACCUAAGGCCACCUCGGGCGAUCCGCUUGCGAAGAAGCUGGGCAGGAGAAAACUUUAUAGAAAGAUAGGGGCUAAACUUGGUGGGGACAGCAAGGGACACAGUGAGGGACGCGCAGGGAGGAGGAGUGGUUGGAGCCGUGGGAGGGCGCAGGGCGCUGGCUGGCUGGGGAGGGGGCCGGGCGCAGGGCGGAGUCCCAGCGCACCGCCAGGCCAGUGAGGGGCUCCGCGGGCUGCUCAGUGCUUCCCGGCUCCCGGAGCCGCGCCAGAACCUGCCAGGAGGCGCCAUGGAGGGGAGCCCCAUCCCGGUGCUGACCGUGCCUACCGCGCCCUACGAGGACCAGCGGCCGACCGGCGGCGGGGGGCUGCGGCGACCCACCGGUCUCUUCGAAGGCCAGCGCAACUAUUUGCCCAACUUCAUCCAGAGUGUGCUAUCGUCCAUCGAUCUGCGCGACCGCCAGGGCUGCACCAUGGUGGUGGGCAGCGAUGGCAGGUACUUCAGCAGGGCAGCCACAGAGAUCGUGGUGCAGAUGGCCGCAGCCAACGGGAUUGGUCGGUUGAUUAUUGGACAGAAUGGCAUCUUGUCGACCCCUGCAGUUUCCUGCAUUAUCAGGAAGAUAAAGGCAGCUGGUGGAAUCAUCCUAACAGCCAGCCACUGCCCUGGAGGCCCUGGGGGAGAGUUUGGAGUGAAGUUUAAUGUUGCCAAUGGAGGUCCUGCACCAGAUGUUGUCUCAGACAAAAUCUAUCAGAUCAGCAAGACAAUUGAGGAGUAUGCCAUAUGUCCUGAUCUUCGAAUUGACCUAUCCCGCCUAGGAAGACAAGAAUUUGACCUCGAGAACAAAUUCAAACCAUUUAGAGUGGAGAUCGUGGAUCCUGUGGACAUCUAUCUCAACCUCCUUCGAACCAUCUUUGACUUUAAUGCCAUCAAGAGUCUACUGACUGGGCCCAGCCAACUGAAGAUCCGUGUUGAUGCAAUGCAUGGAGUUAUGGGACCGUACGUGAGAAAAGUUUUGUGUGACGAGCUAGGGGCCCCAGCCAAUUCUGCAAUAAACUGUGUUCCCCUGGAAGACUUUGGAGGGCAGCAUCCUGACCCAAACCUGACCUAUGCAACAACACUUUUGGAAGCCAUGAAAGGAGGAGAAUAUGGAUUUGGAGCUGCAUUUGAUGCUGACGGGGACCGUUACAUGAUCCUAGGCCAGAAUGGCUUCUUUGUGAGUCCUUCUGACUCUCUGGCUGUCAUCGCCGCCAACCUCUCUUGCAUUCCAUAUUUCCGCCAGAUUGGGGUCCGAGGGUUUGGGAGGAGUAUGCCAACAAGCACUGCCCUGGACAGAGUGGCCAAAUCAAUGAAGGUCCCUGUAUAUGAGACUCCAGCUGGAUGGAGAUUCUUCUCUAAUCUGAUGGACUCAGGACGGUGCUCUCUGUGUGGAGAAGAGAGUUUUGGCACUGGUUCUGAUCACCUCCGAGAGAAAGAUGGCCUCUGGGCAGUCUUGGUUUGGCUGUCCAUUAUUGCUGCCCGGAAGCAAGGUGUGGAGGAAAUCGUCCGGGAUCACUGGGCCAAAUAUGGCCGCCACUACUUUUGCAGGUUUGACUAUGAGGGGCUGGAGCCCAAGACUACGUAUUAUAUCAUGAGGGAUCUGGAGGCCCUGGUCACAGACAAAUCCUUCAUUGGCCAGCAGUUUGCUGUGGGGAGCCAAGUCUACAGUGUGGCGAAGACAGAUAGCUUUGAAUAUGUGGACCCCGUGGAUGGCACUGUGACCAAGAAACAGGGCCUGAGGAUCAUUUUCUCGGACGCAUCACGGCUCGUCUUUCGGCUCAGUUCCUCCAGUGGUGUGCGGGCCACCAUCAGACUGUACGCAGAGAGUUACGAGAGGGAUCCCAGCGGUCAUGACCAGGAGCCACAGGCAGUGCUGAGUCCGCUCAUAGCCAUUGCGCUGAAAAUAUCCCAGAUUCACGAGAGAACCGGCCGGAGGGGACCCACUGUCAUCACCUGAAAGGGCAAGGACCACUCACCAGGGCCAAAGAGAGCGCUCGGCGGGAGCGGCGUCACCCAUGCCUUCUUGCUACCUGUUUGUGCCUCUUAUGACUUUGGAAAAAAACAAGAGAUUUUGCUGUUGCGGGGGGGAGGGGGUGGGGUGGGGUGGGGGAAGGGUAAAUCUCAGUUUGCUUUGGUUUUAUCCAGUUCCUCCAAGUGUGACAGGGUCUUGUCUUCAGUUGUUUGUUAAAGCUGCGCUGUCCUUUGCUAUCUGUGCUUUCUCACACCAAGAAACCUCCCUUUUGAGAAAGAGUAAGUGGCCUAGGGAACUGUUCACCACAGCCUCUGGGCACCUUUGGUGCCGCACGAGGAUAAAGCUCUAGAACAGGAGAGAGCAGUGCUAGAAUGCGGCUGAUCCUGGGCGGCAGGUGUCCCUGGACCCUGGGCGGGCGGAGCGCACUGCCCCGCGUGGAGCAGGACGUAGCUUCUCCUCAGUCAGCCCUGCAAGCGGAGAGGUUUCCCAACUCCUCACAGUCAGCCCACCUCACUCCUGCCAGCCCACCCAGCCCAUGCCACCUUCCUUCACGUCUUCCAGAGUUUUCUGCGAAUCACGAUGACACAUUUCCAACAAAGCAUAUCAAAGGGGAAUUUUUUCCUCUCCUGUUUUGUAAAUGUUGUUUUAGCUCUUUUGAUGGCUCCAUUCCUUUAAAUUUCAGCAGUUUGUUGCACAGGUGGGAAAGAGUUUCUUGAUAAGACUCAACAAAUAAAUGCUUACAACUUGGAGGCCCUCCCAGGAUUGCCUCCCAUGGGCGGAUAGACGGAUCUAUACAAAUUUCUCCUGAGAAGACAGAAGUAUACCCAUGUGCACUCUCUGAUUUUCCCAGGAGGGCCUGUUUUAGCCCACUUGUUUGAACACAAGUCUCAUCUUACUUAUAGCACCUGUGAUUGCAGAAUGAGGGGAAACAAGGUGGCUGCUGGGAGGAAACAUUACUGGUGGUACAGUUGUGGUUCUGAAGAGAUGGCGAGGAGGGAAGCCGAGGGCCACAGCCAGCUUCCCUGUGCCCAGGAAAAGGAUAGCGCGGCACCAACAGCCUUGCCUCGCCUCAGGCAGAACAGCCCCAACCUGGACCCUGUUUGCGUGUGUUUUGCUUCCUUGGGAACGACACAUUCAACUUAUGUCAUUGGCAGAGAUGACCUGGUGCACUUGGACUGUUGAGCAAUGCAUUGUUGCUGUAGGCAAAGGUAGUACAAGCAAGGAAACAUUCCCAGUAAGGCAUUUGUUUCCAUUUUCUAUCUGUGCUUCUGUCAGAAACUUGCUAGGACAUUUAGUAGUCAAUAAAAACCGAAUUCCUCAUUUCAGCCUUA
This is a messenger RNA of Oryctolagus cuniculus (rabbit), 3610 nucleotides long. RefSeq names its product phosphoglucomutase 5 (gene PGM5). Gene Ontology annotation, biological process: myofibril assembly; striated muscle tissue development; carbohydrate metabolic process. Gene Ontology annotation, molecular function: phosphoglucomutase activity; magnesium ion binding. NCBI's taxonomy places the organism in Eukaryota, Metazoa, Chordata, Mammalia, Lagomorpha, Leporidae. The record is from RefSeq and is a predicted model, not a curated record. Gene Ontology annotation, cellular component: adherens junction; cytosol; cell-substrate junction.